Messenger RNA from Puntigrus tetrazona (Sumatra barb), 3823 nucleotides. RefSeq names its product RNA polymerase I subunit B (gene polr1b). Gene Ontology annotation, cellular component: nucleus; RNA polymerase I complex. NCBI's taxonomy places the organism in Eukaryota, Metazoa, Chordata, Actinopteri, Cypriniformes, Cyprinidae. Gene Ontology annotation, molecular function: ribonucleoside binding; DNA binding; DNA-directed RNA polymerase activity. The record is from RefSeq and is a predicted model, not a curated record. The transcript is spliced from 15 exons. Bases 59 to 3466 code for a protein of 1135 amino acids. Gene Ontology annotation, biological process: DNA-templated transcription.
GCCUUGCGCUACUUCCGAGAUCCCGUUGACAAACACACGUGUGCGCGCGCCCAGCAGCAUGGAUCUUAACAAGUGGUGCAAUUUAAAGUCCGAACCGAGUUUAAAGCAUUUGACAGAGACGGGGUUCGGUGUCCCGAAGGAAAAGCAGCACCUGCCCAUGCAGGAGCUGGUGAAGGCGCACAUUGAAUCGUUUGAUCAGGCAAUUACUGAUGGGUUAUGUCGGAUUGUGGAGGCCAUUCCUCCUUUAGAGUUCAUGUUCUUCGGAGACAGGAUCAGUCUGUCGUUUGUGGAGGCCAUCAUUCACAGGCCAGCGGUUUCUAAAGGAGGUAUCAGCAGAGACCUGCGGGUCUUCCCCGCUGAAUGCAGAGGCAGGCGCUGCACGUACAGAGGGAGGCUAGUGGCAGACGUGAAUUGGUCUCUUAAUGGCGUUCCCAGAGGAAUCAUCAAACAGUCUCUGGGAAAUGUGCCGAUCAUGGUCAAAUCGAAACUCUGCAAUCUUGAUGGUCUCUCGCCCAAAGAACUCAUCGAGCAUCACGAAGAAGCCGAGGAAAUGGGCGGCUAUUUCAUCGUUAACGGCAUAGAGAAGGUGAUUCGUCUUUUGAUCAUGCCGAGGAGGAACUAUCCCAUUGCUCUGACAAGACCAAAGUUUAAGAGCAGGGGACCGGGCUACACUCAGUACGCUAUUUCAAUGCGCUGUGUAAGAGAAGAACACACGGCUAUUAAUAUGAAUCUUCACUACCUGGACAAUGGAACGGUGGUGGUCAAUUUCAUUUACAACAAACAGCUGUUCUUUCUUCCCUUGGGCUUUGCACUGAAGGCUUUAGUGGAUUUCUCAGAUUACCAGAUCUACCAGGAGCUGAUUAAAGGUUAUGAGGAGAACUCUUUCUACAAAAGCUGUGUCUCAGAAAUGCUGCGUAUGGUCAUGGACCAGGGCUGCAUAACUAAAUCCAAGGUGCUUAAUUACCUGGGCGAGCGUUUCCGGGUCAAACUCAGCCUCCCAGAAUGGUACACCCACGAGCAGUGCGCUCACUUCUUGUUGAAUGAAUGCCUGUGUAUUCACCUGAAGUCAGAUGUGGAGAAGUUCUACAUGUUGUCUCUGAUGACGCGGAAGCUCUUCAGAUUUGCCAAGCAGGAGUGUAUGGAAGAAAACCCUGACAGUCUGAUGUUCCAAGAGGUUCUGACUCCAGGCCAGCUCUACCUCAUGUUCCUAAAAGAGAAAAUGGCAGGUUGGUUGGUUUCGGUCAAACUGUCCAUGGAGAAGAAGAUUAAGAGACUCCAGAAAAUGGGAUCACUGAAUACAGAUGCUAUGACUAAAUUCUUCAACAUGGGUACAGAUAUCACCAGAGCUUUUGAGUAUCUGUUAGCCACUGGAAACCUCCAGUCCAAGACGGGUCUGGGAAUGCUGCAGGCCAACGGGCUGUGUGUCGUGGCAGAUAAGCUGAACUUCAUCCGUUACCUGUCUCAUUUCCGCUGCGUGCACAGAGGAGCCGCCUUCGCUAAGAUGAGGACCACGUCUGUGAGGAAGCUGCUGCCGGAGUCCUGGGGCUUCUUAUGUCCGGUUCACACUCCUGACGGAGAACCGUGCGGCCUCAUGAACCACCUGACAGCCCACUGCGAGAUUGUGGCCCCGGUGCAUCCUACAACAACCCUGCCUGCCUUGCUCUGCUCUCUGGGUGUAACUGCAGCAGAUGGGAGCCCCAGCCAGCCGUUUUCAGACUGUUAUCCCGUCAUACUGGACGGAGCCAUGAUUGGCUGGGUGGAAAAAGAAGUAGCACCGUCUGUCACUGAAUCUCUUCGUAGAUUUAAGGUGCUGGGAGAGAGAAAAAUUCCUGCCUGGUCUGAGGUGGUUCUGGUUCCUCAGACAGGUAAAGCCAGCUUGUACCCAGGCCUCUAUCUGUUCACCACACCGUGUCGCAUGGUACGGCCCGUCCGGAACCUCAGCCUGGGAAAACAGGAGCUUAUUGGCACCUUUGAACAGGUGUAUCUAAACGUGGGCAUCUUCGAGGAAGAGCUGGAGCAGGGAGUGACAACGCAUCAAGAGCUGUUUCCUCACAGCAUGCUGAGUGUGGUGGCAGAAUUCAUCCCCUUCUCCGAUCACAAUCAGAGCCCCAGGAACAUGUACCAGUGCCAGAUGAGUAAACAGACAAUGGGCUUCCCGCUGCAUUCGUACCAAGAACGAACAGACAAUAAACUGUACCGUCUGCAGACCCCUCAGAGUCCUCUGGUCAGACCCGCGAUGUACGAUCACUACGAUAUUGAUAACUACCCUAUUGGCACCAACGCGAUAGUGGCUGUCAUUUCUUACACCGGCUACGAUAUGGAAGACGCUAUGAUCGUCAACAAGUCUUCAUGGGAGCGUGGCUUCGCUCACGGUAUGGUUUAUAAGACUGAGCUCAUAGACCUGUCCGAUAAGUUCAAAGGUGACGACAGCAUUGUGUUUGGGGUGAAGCCAGGUGACCCCAAAGUAAUGGACAAACUGGAUGCUGACGGAUUGCCGUUUAUCGGCUCCAUGCUGAAGUAUGGAGACCCUUACUACAGCUACAUCAAUCUCAAUACCGGCCAGAGUUAUGUGGUCUUCUUCAAGUACCAGGAGAGCUGUGUGGUGGACAACAUCAAGGUGUGCAGCAAUGACACCGGCACUGGCCGCUUCAAGCGCAUUUGCAUCACAACCCGCAUUCCCAGAAACCCCACCAUCGGAGACAAGUUCGCCAGCAGACACGGUCAGAAGGGAAUUCUGAGCCGCCUAUGGCCCGCGGAGGACAUGCCUUUCACGGAGAGCGGCAUGUGCCCAGAUAUCCUCUUCAACCCGCACGGCUUCCCCUCCAGAAUGACCAUCGGGAUGCUCAUCGAGAGCAUGGCUGGAAAAUCCGCAGCCCUCCACGGCUUGUGUCACGACGCCACGCCGUUCAAGUUCUCCGAGGAGAGCUCUGCGCUCGAGCACUUCGGCGAGAUGCUGAAAGCCGCAGGAUACAACUACUACGGCACGGAGCGCCUCUACUCCGGCAUUAGCGGCCUGGAGCUCGAGGCGGACAUCUUCAUCGGGGUGGUUUACUACCAGCGCUUGCGUCACAUGGUCUCUGACAAGUUCCAGGUCAGAACUACAGGAGCGAGAGAUAAAGUGACCAAUCAGCCGCUGGGAGGGAGGAACGUUCAGGGAGGAAUCCGCUUCGGAGAGAUGGAGCGGGACGCUCUGCUUGCUCACGGGACGUCGUUCCUGCUCCACGACCGUCUCUUUAAUUGCUCGGACCGUUCUGCGGCGCAGGUUUGCAUGGGCUGCGGCAGCCUGCUGUCGCCGCUUCUGGAGAAGCCGCCUCCUUAUUGGUCAAAUACACGUCAUCGGAAAACCAUUUGCUUGCUGUGCAACAAGAGCGACUCUAUCGAGACUGUGUCCGUUCCUUAUGUGUUUAAAUACUUUGUCGCAGAGCUUGCGGCAAUGAACGUUAAAAUUAAAUUAGAUGUCAAGUGAAAUUCUUCGACUUCGAAAAUAAAGUGCCUGAGCAUAUCAUCUUAUUCACUUGAGUGUUUAUACUUCCUUUUGUAUUGUGAAGAAAUGGACUGCUGAGAAUCUUCCAUCAGUAGGCAGGAUUAAUGUGGCCCGUUUAAACAUGUCAAGAACAUGUAUAGGAAUUGAAUACAUUUCUUUACUAAUAAUUACUAUAGACUAUUACUGAAUGGUGAAUAUCCAUUUCAUGCAAACGUUUUUUUUCUUUGCACACAAACAUUAAUAAACAUGGUAGUUAUCCGCUCAUUGAGCAUUAUGUAAAAAUGAUGUGAUUUAUGAACUAAGAUUUUGCAUAAAUUUCAAUACAUACAGAUGAAUAAA